Pezoporus occidentalis (night parrot) is the source of this 683-nucleotide messenger RNA. RefSeq names its product casein kinase II subunit alpha-like. Gene Ontology annotation, molecular function: ATP binding; protein serine/threonine kinase activity. Gene Ontology annotation, biological process: peptidyl-serine phosphorylation; peptidyl-threonine phosphorylation; regulation of cell cycle. NCBI's taxonomy places the organism in Eukaryota, Metazoa, Chordata, Aves, Psittaciformes, Psittacidae. The annotation marks the transcript as partial. The record is from RefSeq and is a predicted model, not a curated record. Gene Ontology annotation, cellular component: nucleus; cytosol; protein kinase CK2 complex. The transcript is spliced from 6 exons.
CGUUGCCCCGCAGGCCCUGGAUUACUGCCACAGCAUGGGCGUGAUGCACCGCGACGUGAAGCCCCACAACGUGAUGAUCGACCACGAGCACCGGAAGCUCCGGCUCAUUGACUGGGGCCUGGCUGAGUUCUACCACCCGGGUCAGGAGUACAACGUCCGCGUGGCCUCGCGGUACUUACCCUGACCUGCUCGUGGUCCCUGUAACUGUAACAAAGUGAGUAUGUACGACUACAGCCUGGACAUGUGGAGCCUGGGCUGCAUGCUGGCCAGCAUGGUCUUCAGGAAGGAGCCCUUCUUCCACGGCCACGACAACUACGACCAGCUCGUGCGCAUCGCCAAGGUGCUGGGCACCGAGGAGCUCUACGAUUACAUCGACAAGUACGGCAUCGACCUGGACCCGCGCUUCAACGACAUCCUGGGCAGGCACUCCCGGAAGCGUUGGGAACGUUUCGUGCACAGCGAGAACCAGCACCUGGUGAGCGCCGAGGCCCUGGACUUCCUGGACCAGCUCCUGCGCUACGACCACCAGAGCCGGCUCACGGCGCGCGACGCCAUGGAGCACCCCUACUUCUACCCCAUCGCCAAGGACCCCGCGCGGGGCAGCGCCGGGGCCGGGAUCUCCCCCAGCAGCGCCCCCGCCCCCUCCUCGUCCUCCUCCUCCUCGGGGCUCCUGGGAGGUGGGG